This is a messenger RNA of Zalophus californianus (California sea lion), 3467 nucleotides long. It is a transcript of the gene CTCFL, whose product is annotated as CCCTC-binding factor like. The record is from RefSeq and is a predicted model, not a curated record. Lineage: Eukaryota; Metazoa; Chordata; Mammalia; Carnivora; Otariidae. The transcript has 11 exons. Bases 134 to 2047 code for a protein of 637 amino acids.
GCACUGCCGCACUUGACCCUCGCGCCCAGGCGGCCCACGGGCUGCAGGCAGUGGCGGGCAGCAGGCCGCACGAGGCAGCGGCCACCGAGACGGGGUGGGCUGCGCGCCCAGGCCACGCCUCCCGGGCCACGUCAUGAUGGCAGGCACUGAGAUCUCUGUCCCUCCAGAGCAGUUUACCAGAAUCAAAGCACUGGAGGUGAUCCCAGAGGUCCUAUUAGAGGAGGAGGAAGACGGAGGGUGCGGAGGGAGGGAGCCCCCAGGCCCCGGGGACGUGCAGGCCCCGUGCCCCUACGGGCCCCUCCCGGCCAGGGUGCCGGAGGGAGAGCAAGAACCGCCACUCACCACAGAGGAGAGCGAGAAGCACAUUCUGACCCUGCAGACGGUGCACUUCUCCGAAGACGUGCAGCUGCAGGACAUCAGCUGGCUCAGCCCGCAGCCCCAGGAAGGCCUGCAGGUGACGGUCCAGCAGGCCGGCGGCGGUGGGCUGCAGUCUCUGCUGUGGCCGGGCGAGGGAUCCCAGCAGUGCGUCGCCAUUAGCAUCCAGGAGGGGGUGUACUCGCUGCAAGAGACGGAGGUGAUGGAGCUGCACGUUCUGGAAGGCAGCAUGGCCGUGGCCAGUGAAGAGAGUAAGUUUGUGGUGAGCCUGGCUGAAAGCGCUGGAUUGCUAAAGCUUGCGAAAGAUCAGGAGGAGGGCCAGCUGCUGGCUGAAGGGGGACCCGAUCCACAGGUGGGAGAGCAGCUCUUUUUUGUGGAAGCGAAGCCUGGAGAUGAAGGAAGAGACGAAAUUGUGCUGACCGUUUCAGACUUAAACGUGGAAGAACAAGAAGAUAAACCUGCAUCAAGUCAAGGACAUGUUGAGAAAGCCACCUCUACAAAAAAAACAAACGAGACGAAGGAAAUAAAACGAACCUUCCGCUGUGAUAGCUGCGUGUUCACCUCUUCUAGAAUUUCGAGUUUUAAUCGUCAUAUGAAAACUCACACCGCUGAAAAGCCCCAUAUGUGCCACCUUUGCCUGAAAGCCUUCCGCACUGUCACUCUUCUGCGGAAUCAUGUCAAUACCCACACAGGAACCAGACCCUACAAGUGUGGUGACUGUGACAUGGCAUUUGUCACCAGUGGAGAACUUGUCCGACACAGACGUUAUAAACACACUCACGAGAAACCCUUUAAAUGUUCCAUGUGCAAGUACGCCAGUGUGGAAGCCAGUAAGCUGAAGCGCCACAUCCGUUCACACACGGGGGAGCGCCCCUUCCAGUGCCUUCUAUGCAGCUACGCCAGCAAAGACACCUACAAGCUGAAGCGGCACAUGAGGACGCACUCAGGUGAGAAGCCGUAUGAAUGCCACGUGUGCCACGCACGCUUCACCCAGAGUGGCACCAUGAAAAUACACAUCCUACAGAAGCACAGCGAGAAUGUCCCCAAAUACCAGUGUCCGCACUGUGCCACCGUCAUCGCAAGGAAGAGUGACCUGCGUGUCCAUCUGCGCAACCUGCAUACUUACAAGGCCACAGAGAUGAAGUGUCGCUGUUGUUCUGCUGUCUUCCAUGAACGCUAUGCCCUCAUUCAGCACCAGAAGACUCAUAAGAACGAGAAGAGGUUCAAGUGUGAAUACUGCAGUUAUGCCUGCAUGCAGAAACGUCAUAUGACCGUUCACAUACGCACCCACACUGGAGAGAAGCCGUUCCCCUGCCUCUCGUGUGAUAAACGUUUCCGACAGGAGCAACUUCUAAAUGUGCACUUCAAGAAAUACCAUGAUGCCAAUUUCAUCCCGGCCGUUUACGAAUGCCCCAAGUGUGGCAAGGGCUUCUCCCGCUGGAGUAACAUGCAGAGACACUCGGCGAAGUGUGGCUCGGGGCCAGGAAAGCCAGCUGCCUUGGGGAAAGCGAGAAGAACCAAGAGAAAGCCAGCCGUGCCAAAAGAGGCAGUCCAGGAAGACGAAGCUGCCGCUAAGGAGUUGCCCGCCGUGAGGCUGGAGCAGUGCCCGGGAGAGGUGGUUCCUGUCCCCUACGGAGGCGUCGCGGCUGAAGAAGUGACCUGUGAUGGCUAAGCGACAGAGAUUCAGAGUUCCUGUUUGCAGCGGUUAACUCUUCAAGUUAGAAGUUUGUAGCGUCUUCUUUGAAACAACUAAGUUCGUGACAGUGGAAGGUCUCGAUUUUUCCAAAGUUUGGGGUUAGUACUAGGAAUUGUUUGCCUAUUUUUUUUUUCUACUGGAUGGUUCAAAAAGCAUGACAACUAUUUUAUAAAAGGCCCGGAUCUUGAAUUGGGAGGAUAAAACCUCUAACCUAUGAAUUCAUUCACCUGAUACUGGUAGGGUGGCCUGCAAUGAAUGGGCAGUGAUUUGGGAGGGGACACUAGUUAUCUCAGCUCUAAGUACAGACUAUUUAGUGCUUCAGCCAACAGCCAAAGCUGGGAUACUUUAUGUUAAAUUGUACACACCCUUUAUAUUUCUAAUAUGAUUUUUUAAACCUGAAAACGUAAUUUUAUAUCCUUUUUUAAUACAGAUGAAUUUUCCAUAAAAUUUAAAGCUACCCUAAUACUCUUCAUUAGUUCUAAACUCAACAAGAAAGAUCUUAAUAUUGUGGGGGAAAAAAAGCUGAGUAGAAGAUGGAAACCUCUAGAUUAGACUAGAUGGUCAUGCGUAAUUAUUUUACUUUGGUCUACGAGCAAGGUUCACUUUUAGAGUUUGUAUUCUUCCUAAAUUAUGUUUUCUGGCAGGUAUGAAAUUUCCCUGGUGACAGUCCAUUGUCACCUACUAGGAUACAGUUCAUCACCCUUUUGUUUUGCGAAAACUUUGUUGAUACUUUUUUAAAUAAGUGGCAGAGUGAGGAGAAACAUAAUGAAAUGUGUACUGAUAAUGAAAUGUGUAUUUGUGAAGAAAUUGUACUUCGCAUGUCAUGCCCUGUAAUUGGUGAGUAUUUCUCCUUUGCCAGUUGAAGAGACUUUUCUCAGCUUCGAGCAACAUGCGAAAUGCCUCUUUGGUACUUAAAAUUCACUAGUACCCAUCUUUAUAAUGAUAUAUUUUUCAUACUUUCCUUCUUAGUCAGCAGCUGUGUUUGCUCUGAACUUUUCUCCCCCUAGUUUAAAAUCAUCCAUAGGUCCCAAAUUCCGUUUUUUCGCCUUUAUUGAGAUAUGAUUAGCAAAUAAAGUUGUGAGAUAUUAAAAGCGUGCAUCACGAUGAUUUGUUACACAGGUGCAUUGUGUAAGGACUCCCCCCACCCCACCACCCGGUUAACUAAACUCAAAUUCUUAAAAUGCUGAUCUGCUGAUCUUCAAAGUCCAAAAGCCCUGUAUAAAGUGAACACGUAGAGGCACUCUCCAGCUGGAAGGGCAUUUAUUCUUUUCAUCAGAGCAAAUUAAUUGAGUUCACAUGAUGAGGCUUAAAUUCUCCGUUGUGGGCUAUUGUGACACUUUGACUUUUUGUAACACCUUAUUUGUUGUUUAAAGCUGUUUUGCAUAACUCAAUAAAA